CAGAGGAACUGACUACAUUGUGAAUACUGAUCAUAUGGUAUUUCCCCCCCAGUACUGAAUAACCUUUUUUUCUGUUUUAAAUUGAGAAUUUGAUUGUUUGCGAAGUGGAGGUUGAUCUUAUUCUUUAAACGUGGUGUUUGACCCAAAAGCAGAGAUGGCGGGUCACAUGCAACAGGGAAACCUGACUGAGUACAAGAAGAGUCUGAUUAAGCGGGACUUGGAGUUGGGGAUCGUGAUGACAGUGUACAGACAGAGAAUGGAGAGGCUAACCGUGCAGGUUAUAAUGGAGACCAGACAGGUUGCCUGGAUGCGUACUGCUGACAAGACUGAAGGAGUGUUGGACCUUUUUGAGAUCCGGGAAGUACGACCAGGAAAAAACUCCAAGGACUUUGACCGAUUCAAGGACAGAAAUACAGACCCAAACACAUGCUUCACCAUAUUCUAUGGCUCUCAGUUUGUUUUAAACACUCUCAGUCUGGGUGCUGAUUCAGUGGAGGAUGCAGAAAAAUGGCUGAUAGGACUGGAGUUACUUAGACAGGAGACACUGGCGGCUCACACACCAGAGAUUAUAGAGAGUUGGCUGAGGAAGCAGAUGUACUCUGUUGAUCAGACAAAGAAAAACAGUAUCUCCCUGAAAGAGCUCAAGUCUCUUUUGCCACAGAUGAAUAUUAAAAUACAAGGUGGACGUUUUCUGAAGGACAGGGUUGCGGCGGUGGGAGCAAAGAAAGAAGUCCUGGAUUUUGUGCAGUUUCACAAAUUCUACAAUCUUUUGACAUUUGAAAACCAGAGGAUGAUACUAGAUGAGUUUAAAAAUGAGUCCUGUUCUUUCAUCUUGGGAAACAACAAUCAGCCUGUGCAGCUCUCCGAUUUUCAAAGAUUUCUUUUAUAUCAGCAGAGAGAGACAUGGGCCAACAAUGUAAAUCAGGUGCGAGAGUUGAUGACCAUCUUCAUCGAUGAUACCAUGAGAAAAACCAAUGAUCCAGCCUUUACUGUUGAAGAGUUCCUCAGUUUUCUCUUUUCCAAAGAAAACUCUAUUUGGGAUGAGAAGUUCUCCGAGAUAUGUCCACAGGAAAUGAACAACCCUCUGUCUCACUACUGGAUCAACUCUUCACACAACACAUAUUUAACUGGUGAUCAACUGCGCAGUGAGUCAUCAACAGAAGCUUAUGUACGCUGCCUGAGGCUGGGUUGCCGCUGCAUUGAGUUGGACUGCUGGAAUGGUCAAGAUGAACCAAUCAUAUACCACGGCUGGACCAGAACCUCGAAGAUAAAGUUUAAGGAUGUGGUGAAGGCCAUUAAUGAACAUGCUUUUGCAACAUCUGAGUACCCUGUGGUGCUGUCCGUAGAGGAACACUGUGAUCUCAAGCAGCAGAAAAUAAUGGCUAAGGAGUUCAAAGAGGUUUUCCAGGACAAACUCCUGACUGAUCCUCUGGAACCAGAGGCUCAACUACUGCCCUCACCAACCCAGCUAAAGGGCAAGAUCAUCAUCAAGCACAAGAAAUUGAAUAUUGAUGAAACCAUUGGCAAAAAGGAUCUACGGAAAGGUGAUAAGCAGGGAGAGCUUUUCAUCUGGGAUCCAGUAGAUGAGAGAUGGUAUAAGCACUACUGCGUGAUCGAAAAUAAGAUGUUGUACUAUGCUGAAGAGAAUGAAGUAGAAGAGGACACUGGAAAGGGCACAGAUCUUCAUCAGUCAGAGCCCUGGUUUCACGGUAAGAUGUCAGAGGGCAGACAGACAGCCGAGAGACUGCUGCAAGAAUAUUGUGCAGAAUCAGGGGGGGUUGACGGAACAUUUCUGGUGCGAGAGAGUGACACGUUUGUCAACGAUUGCACCCUGUCAUUCUGGCGCAGUGGACGAGUUCAGCAUUGUCGAAUCCGCUCUUGCAUAGUUGGAGGACACACUGUCUAUUCCCUCACAGACAACCUGCAUUUCCCCAGUGUGUAUGCGCUCAUCCAGCAUUACAGAGAAAACCUACUGCGCUGUCAGGAUUUCAACCUGCAUCUCACUGAAUUUGUAACUCGACCAGACCAGCACCUGCAUGAAGGGUGGUUUUACAGUAACCUGAGUCGAGGUGAGGCAGAAGACUAUCUGUUGAGGAUCCCUCGGGAUGGAGCCUUCCUCAUUAGACAGAGGGAAGAUUCAGACUCUUACGCCAUCACAUUCAGAGGUGAAGGUAUGGUGAAGCACUGUCGGAUACACAAAGAGGGCUGUAUGUAUGUGCUGGGUACCUCAAGUGAGUUCGAGAGCCUGGUGGAACUGAUUGACUAUUUCCGAAAAAAACCUCUUUAUCGGAAGAUCAAACUGCGUUACCCUGUGACGCCAGAACUAGUGGAGCGAUUUAGUUCGAUAAACGUAUCUGCUUCACUAUAUGAAUCGAAACAGUAUGUGGAGGCCAAUGAGAUAGAGCCGUCUCUGCCUCAAAGCACAGUGAAAGCCGUAUAUGACUACAAGGCCAUGCGACCAGAUGAACUUAGCUUUUACAAGGGUGCUUUGAUCCAUAAUGUGAACAAGGAGGCCAAUGGAUGGUGGAAAGGAGACUACGGAGGGAAACUGCAGCACUAUUUUCCUUCAAAUUAUGUAGAAGAAGUCGCCAAUUCCUCGUCUGAGGCCAAUUACCAGACUGAUGAGGAGAAUCCAUUAGGUGACUUAUGCAAAGGGACGGUGGACAUCUCAAAGUGUACUGUUGUUCGCUCAGCCAAACAUGGCAAGCCUGUGGUGGUGACAUUGCAGAAUAAGGAAAAUAAAGAGAACAUGAUGCCAUUUGAUUUGGCCACCGAGACCACUGAGGAACUGUACGAAUGGUAUCAGGUGGCCUGGAACAUCACACAGAGAGAGGAAAACCAAAAGUUUGAGAAAAAAAAACAGGAGGAGGUUGAGAGCAAAGAGGUGGUGGCCAGUGAGAUGUCAGAUUUAGUGGUUUACUGCCAGCCUCGCAGCAAAGAUAAGGACCGCUUUGACAAUUAUACCUACAAGGAGGUACGCUCCUUCAUAGAGAAUAAGGUACCCAGCAAAAGCAAGUCAAAAGAGUUUAUGAUGUAUAACCGCAAGGCACUGAGCCGCACCUACCCUAAAGGCCAACGGGUGGAUUCCUCCAACUAUGACCCGUAUCCUCUGUGGAUGUGUGGCUGCCACAUGGUGGCACUCAACUUUCAAACUGCAGAUAAGUACACUCAACUGAACAGCGCCCUCUUCAGUCUGAACGGAGGCACAGGAUAUGUGCUCCAGCCUGAACUGAUGCGGUCAGAUAUUUAUGACCCUUAUCAGGAGAAGAAUGUCAAAUAUACCAUCACCAUUAGAGUAAUAGCAGCAAGACAUCUACCCAAACCUGGUCGCAGCAUUACCAGCCCCUUUGUGGAGAUCGAACUGUGUGGCCAGACAGAUGACAACAAAUUCAAGACUAUUGUUUGCCAUGAUAAUGGUCUGAACCCUGUGUGGCUUGGGCCACACCAUCAGCCUUCAGAGACAGCUACUUUCAAUGUGUAUGAGACAGACCUCACCUUUUUACGCUUCAUGGUCUUUGAGGAGGACAUGUUCUCUGACCCCAAUUUCCUGGCCCAGGCAACUUACCCUGUGAAAGGUGUUCGCACAGGUUAUCGGUCUGUCCCUUUGAAGAACGGGUUCAGUGAAAACCUGGAACUUGCAUCUCUUCUGGUGUAUGUUGAUAUACAGCAAGUGGAGAAAGCACAGGAAGAGCUCUACUCCUCCUCAAAGCAACUGCAAAAGAAGCAGGCAGAGUUUAGCGGCGAAUUCUGCCUUUACGACACUCACUCCAACCUGCAGCGUGCAGCAGCCCCUCAUCGCCGUGACGACCUCUCACAGGAGUUCACAUACACUGAGAAAAAGAUAAAUAAACAGCAAAAAAUAAACAACAGCAAGUUCUGCUCAUGAGGAAAAAAACUGUUAAAUGUCUAGCUCCCUCCCUCCCUGAUUGUAAUGUUCUUAAGAGUCUCUUCCUCUCAGCUCUGCUGCUCUAUUACUGCUGGUGUCCUAACAGGCCACAAAGAUGGGACUCUGCAGCCAACUCACAUUUGUGCACAAAAAGGAAUAAAUCAGUCUCUUUGGAAGGCAUAAAGUGUCAGCUAAAUGUCUGAAAGAGCUGUAAACCUCUUUAAAUUGGGUUCAAACUGUUUGAAAGGUUUUUGUAUUAACUAUGAAAUUAUUAAUCAACUGUCUUAAUCAGCUUGAAUCAUUUCUCAUUCAUGUAUUUGACACUGUAUUAGACUCGUCAUUACUGUCCUUUUGAAAAUAAGGAAUUUGUUAUUGAAAUAACAUAAGCAAGGCAUGUUAUUUAUUUAGUUUAUUUUCUUGUUUUUAAUAUGCACAUUGGUUUGGUCAGAUAUUAAACAUAAUAAAACAGAAGGUAAAGAUGCUGCUCUGUAGACUUAAUUGAAAAUUGUUGAAUUACAAUAAAAAAAUGUUUACAGUAGUUGAUAAAGGAAAUGACAAGCAUGAGUCAAUUUCUAAUAUAAUGAUGUCACCCUUUUAUAUUAAUAUACAUAUAGCAUAACACAUACUGUAUAUUUUAUGUCAUAGAAUUAUUUUUGUUCUAGCCAUGCAAAAAUGCUGGUAUUUCAGCAUUAUGGACACACCAUCAUUCUGGUUAGUCUUGUCGGAUCCUAUCCACUAAUCAAGGGAAGGUUAAAUUAAGAGAAUUCACAUUUACAAGACAUUUGCAUUGCCCAGGUUCUUGAGGCUGAAUGCAAUACUUAAUACAAGGAGUAGGAUUUAUCAUACAAAUAGAUGUAAUCUGGAGCUAAAAGAAGGAGGUUCAAAAAUGAAAAUCACAUGUGAUUUGGUAGGCGAAUCUACAUAAUAUAUAUAGUAAUUCACUGGAGUACUAAAGUUUUUAUGAGUC
Messenger RNA from Xyrauchen texanus (razorback sucker), 4853 nucleotides. RefSeq names its product 1-phosphatidylinositol 4,5-bisphosphate phosphodiesterase gamma-2-like. Gene Ontology annotation, molecular function: protein binding; phosphatidylinositol-4,5-bisphosphate phospholipase C activity. The transcript has 33 exons. NCBI's taxonomy places the organism in Eukaryota, Metazoa, Chordata, Actinopteri, Cypriniformes, Catostomidae. The record is from RefSeq and is a predicted model, not a curated record. Gene Ontology annotation, biological process: positive regulation of epithelial cell migration; phosphatidylinositol-mediated signaling; phospholipid catabolic process. The coding region runs from base 155 to 3886 and encodes 1243 amino acids.